CCAUGUGGUAGCAAUGCUAUGUAUCUUUAACGGUGUUGACGAGUCUUUUUGUUUCUUGACCAUAUGUUGAGCAGAUCUGGAAAUCGCCAUCAUCUUCUCCGUUUUCUCAUCCAGCGUCUCCACCGUCGCCACCUGACCUCGGAUGGUACGCCACAUGAUCUUCGAAGGAGCACGGAAGUGAAUGGGGCCAAAUCAGUCAGCUUGGUGUUCAUACUUGGAACCUGGUCUUGUUGGCCAAGCCGUCACUCCUGCCGUCAAGAUAUAUUCAAAUCAAAGUUCCUUGUCACCCGAAGUCACAUCAAAGUCUGAAAUACCACAGGAAGAACUUGAGGGUGGUGUCAAGACUUUAUCCCAGAAACUAUCAGCAGCUCUUCUAAAUAUCAGUAUCAAGGAAGACUUGGUCAAACAACAUUCAAAAGUAGCAGAGGAAGCAGUUGAAGGUAUUACUAAAGCCGGAAAAAACGUUUCAUAA
Molecule: messenger RNA, 472 nt
Organism: Lactuca virosa
Lineage: Eukaryota; Viridiplantae; Streptophyta; Magnoliopsida; Asterales; Asteraceae
Source: the annotation of a GenBank genome assembly